AUGUCUUCCCAGCAGGGGAAAAAGGCCAAAGGAGCAACUCAACCUGGCAUCCUCUACGAAUUCCCGUGGGAGUUCAUGGGAUCCUACAAGUACCUCCUCUUCCUCCCGUUCCUGUACGUGGUGUGCAGCGGGCAGGACGAUGCGGACAACUGGUGCUAUCACAUGCUGGUGAUUGCAGGCCUCCGUUAUGCCCAGGUCAGCCUAGCUCGUGAACAAAGACUCCUCUCCUCCUCUCCUCCUCUCCUCCUGCAUCUUUUCCUGCAGCUUUUCCUGCUCCCUCUCGUUCUGCUUCUCCUCCCCCUGCUCCUGCAUGCUUCCUCUCCACUCCCUCGUCUCCGUGUGCUAACUUCUAUGCUUGCUCCUCCUCACUCGCUCUACGCCAAGUAUCACUCGCACCAUCACGCCUCCUUCGUCACAGAGGCAAUCUCUGGGUCCGUCCAUCCCUUCAUGGAGCAUCUCAUGUACACCGCCAACUUCGCGAUCCCGUUGGUCGGAACAUGGUUGGCAGGAGGAGCAAGCAUCUCGAUGUUCUACCUCUACCUCCUCGGGUUUGAUCUCCUCAACAUGAUCGGGCAUUGCAACUUCGAGUUCUUUCCGUCGGCUCCGUCUGCUGUCUUCCUUGCUCACGGCACCCCGCUGGUGUCUGUCUUUCACUUGCCGUUCAUGACGCGCUCGUUUGCCGCCCAUCCCUUCCGCACCAACCUCAUCAUGUACAUCCUCUGGCCGCUCUGCCUCCCCCUCCUCCUCGUUAUCCGCCUCAUCGGCCGCGUCUUCAUCGCGGACAAGCACAAGCUCCUUCAGCAUCGCAUCGAGACCUGGGUCACCCCGGCCUUUGCCAUGGAGUUCUUCUUCCGCAGCCAGUGGCCCCGCAUCAACAGCUACAUCGAGGACGCGAUCAUGUCGGCAGACGCGGCAGGCGUGAAGGUCUUCGGCCUCGGAGCUCUCAACAAGAACGAGGCGCUAAACGGAGGAGGCUCGCUCUUCGUCAAGAAGCAUCCUGACCUCCGCCUCCGUCUCGUCCAUGGCAACACGCUCACUGCCGCCGCCGUCCUCCACAAGAUCCCCAGGGGAGUGGAGGAGGCGUUUGUGGUGGGAGCGACGUCCAAGUUGGGACGGGCGAUCUCCCUGUACCUGGCGAGGAAGGGGGUCAAGGUCACGAUGAUGACGCAGUCACGCGAGAGGUUCGAGGGCAUCAGGUCAGACUGCCCGGCCGCCUACAGGGGGAACUUGAAGCAUUCGCUGAGCAUCGAGGACGGGAGGAACUGCUCCUGCUGGGUCGUUGGGAGGUUCUUGACCCCCGCAGAGCAGAAGGUCGCUCCCCGCGGCACGACCUUCCAUCAGUUCGUCGUUCCUCCUCUCCCAGAGCUCCGCAAGGAUUGCAGCUACACUUCCCUCCCCGCCUUCACUCUCCCCGACUCCGCCACCGGCUUUCGCAGCUGCGAGAUGACGAUGGAGCGAAGGAAUGUGCAUGCCUGCCAUGCCGGGGCCCUCGUGCAUCUGCUGGAGGGAUGGACACACCAUGAGGUGGGAGCGAUCGAUCCGGAUCGGAUCGACGUGACGUGGGAGGCGGCUGAGCGGCAUGGCUUCCGUCUCGUACCGGACAAGAAAAUUUGCUAG
Messenger RNA from Guillardia theta CCMP2712, 1617 nucleotides. RefSeq lists its product as hypothetical. The record is from RefSeq and is a predicted model, not a curated record. The coding region runs from base 1 to 1617 and encodes 538 amino acids. NCBI's taxonomy places the organism in Eukaryota, Cryptophyceae, Pyrenomonadales, Geminigeraceae. The transcript has 7 exons.